Plodia interpunctella (Indianmeal moth) is the source of this 5628-nucleotide messenger RNA. RefSeq names its product genderblind (gene gb). Gene Ontology annotation, biological process: amino acid transmembrane transport. The record is from RefSeq and is a predicted model, not a curated record. Lineage: Eukaryota; Metazoa; Arthropoda; Insecta; Lepidoptera; Pyralidae. Gene Ontology annotation, molecular function: L-amino acid transmembrane transporter activity. The transcript is spliced from 10 exons. Bases 319 to 1719 code for a protein of 466 amino acids. Gene Ontology annotation, cellular component: membrane.
UCUAUAGGUAACUAUCUUAUCGUUCAAUUUUAUAUUAUUUUUGCCGGGGUUAUUUCCGAUCCUAUCACAUGUGAAUUUACAUUUCGCAACAAUUGAUUUAACAACGGUACUUUACAGUUGGACCUCUAAGUAGUUUUUAAUUAAUACAAGGCUGUAGAUGUUAAUUUAGCUAAUAAGAAAUGUGAAAGGUCAAUUACAUCGAGGAUCUGUAUAGGUUAGCAUAAGCCUAUUGGUAGUAAAACAUAGUAAUAUUGUAUCAUCUACGUUGGUAUUGUAAAAAUACUUAUUUAGUCGAAGCCAGGCAGUGAGACCAGAACUAUGGCCGAGAAGGUAAAAAUGCGCAAACAACUAGGGUUGCUGGAAGGCGUCGCAAUUAUUUUGGGGAUUAUAUUUGGCAGUGGUAUAUUUAUAUCGCCCAAGGAAGUCCUAGAUAAAACUGGGUCAGUGUGGGGUGCUCUAUCCGUAUGGGCUGCGUGUGGAUUGCUGGCGACGCUUGGAGCCUUGUCCUAUGCUGAGUUAGGAACUACUUUGGCCCAAAGUGGAGGUGACUACCACUAUAUCAAUGAAGCAUACGGAUCAUUACCUGCAUUCCUCUACUUGUGGGAUGCCAACCUAGUAUUUGUGCCCAGCACAAAUGCAAUUAUGUCGCUGACAUUCGCCAAUAAUAUACUGCAACCAAUAUUUCCAAAUUGUGCUAUAGAUCCUUUGUGUAGAAAGCUAAUAGCAGCAGUUACUAUAGGUCUCCUAACUUUUAUAAAUGCUUACGACGUGAAAUUCACGACGCGCAUCCAAAACGUUUUUAUGUUCACGAAGAUCUCAGCUCUUGUUAUUAUCAUCUGUGGUGGAAUCGUUUGGAUGGCGAGAGGCGGUGUGGAGCACUUUGAAGACGGGUGGGCAGGUACCAAAACGUCUGUCAGUGACUGGUCUGUCGCGUUCUACUCUGGAAUCUUCUCUUACUCCGGCUGGAGUUAUUUGAACUUCAUGACCGAAGAACUGAAGGAUCCAUUUGUGAAUCUGCCCAGAGCCAUCUACGUGUCUCUGCCUCUAGUCACCGGCAUAUAUUUGCUGGCCAACAUGGCGUAUUUAGCCGUACUCGGGCCUGUGGGGGUCAUGGCUACGGAAGCUAUCGCUGUGGAUUUCGCGUCUAUAGCCUUAGGGUGGAUAAGAUGGGGUAUGCCAGCGUUGGUGGCGAUCGCCGUCGUCGGAGGCUUAUCCGUGCACAUAAUGGCUGCCUCCCGAAUGUGCUUCGCGGGCGCUCGUAACGGCCACAUGCCGGAGCUGUUAGCACAUAUCAACUACAAGUGCAUGUCUCCGCUACCCUCUUUAACUUUCCAUAUGCUGAUGUCGAUGAUAAUGCUGAUCCCAGACAACCUAACUUCACUUAUCACGUACUGCACUGUGGUGGAGUCCCUGUUCACUACCCUCAGCUGCAGCGCCGUGCUGUGGCUGAGGUACAAACAGCCCGACCUCAAGAGGCCCAUCAAGGUCCAACUGUGGAUGCCAAUAGUGUUUGUGGCGGUGUGUUCGGUACUGUUGGUGGUGCCGAUUGUGAGUGAGCCUGUGGCCGUCGUCGCUGGUCUCCUGAUGACGUUGGCAGGGGUGCCAGUGUACUUCCUCUUCGUCAGAUCCACGCCCGACUAUGUCAGAAACUAUUCAGUGAAAUUCACGCACACGUGCCAGAAACUGUUCCUCACUGCUGUCGAAGAUAAGGAGGAGUAAACGUUAGUAGACCAACGAUUCGCCGCUAGGGGCGCUGGUGUAGAGGAAGGUCCGUGGUCUAAGGCAAAUAACGUUUGUACUAAGCGAUGUAUUCUAGUUAUCUUUUCGAAUGUCAGCCGUAACAGGACUUUACUCGUAAACAAAGAAAAUAUAGACUGUCGUUUCAUUUUGCUCAUACAAGAAAGAGAUUAGAGAUUAGAGAGAGCGGUUUAGAUGUACACGUGUCAGUUUUAAGUGUCCAGUUUUUUUAAGGCCCAAUUUACCGCUUUGUAUGUAAUGGGCUGGGAAAGUGUAUAUAUCUUCUCGUUUUGGUACGCUAGCAGUCUAUAGUUUUCUUUGUCUUUGACAUCACUAGCCCAGUGGCGCCAACUAGUGAACGGGGAAACAGCUGACCCCAUUACUCAAAUUAUAUAAUUACAUUUAAGAACAAUGAACCUCAGUGCCAGAUCUUAGUUAUUAAUUUACAAUUGUUAAUUUAGUUUUAGAGAUUAAUUUUACAUGCUCUUUUACAAUUUAUUUUAUAAAAGUAUAAUUUGUUUUUUUGUCAUGUCAGAUACAACAUCGCGUCUUAGAGUCAAGUGUCACGAAACUCCGAUAGUCUAAAUGAUAGGAUGUUAGCUAAUUAUCUAUGAGAAGAAUCCCCAGUUUAUACCUUUUUUCCUUGAUCAAUAGAUUGGAUUGAAUGCGAUGGAAAGGUCUAAUGUAGAACAAUGUUCAUGACUUUUCAUUUAAAUAAUAACGGAAAACAAUAUCAUACUAUUCACACCAUAGGUCGUAGUGUGAGUAAGCGUUAACACACUUUAACCUUUUAUCGCUAACGUACGAUCAAUCUGUUAAACAUUUUCGUGCCAAUUUCGCAAACGUCGUAUAUAUCCGACCAAAAACCACUGCUUGUUACAUUUAAAUGUUGCGCAUCUAUACCUGUAAUUAUUUUCCGGUUGCCGGUAAUUAUUUUCAAUUAUGUAUGCAUCGCGCUGGUAACUAAUAUUAAACUGUGACACACGUUACAAAAACUCGCACUACGCGUCUGCAACAUCUCCAUAAGUUACGGAGGGUACUUAAAAUACUGAAUUGUAAGUAUAUAAUAGUUAAUAUUACAUAAGAUUGUUAUAGUUACCAUAAUCUAAUAGGCAUCGCCGAAACCAAAUAUAUAGUUAUAAUUGAUAUAUAUAAUUUUAUAAAUAUUUUGUACAUUUUGAGGAAUUCACUCUAGUAUUCACGUUCAGCUUCCUUUAUAUAUAUGAUCUGCAUACUGCUUUUAUAGAUAUUCGCACUAUGUUAGGCAAUAUAUACAUUUGGUAAACAUAAUACCUUCGAUUGAAGGUAAUUUUUAACGUAAACCUAGUUGAAUUAUAUUCAUAAGCCUAAAUAAAGUACUACAAGCUUUCUCAAUCAGUAUUAUAGUAGGUACUAUAUAUUCUCAUAGGUUUUAUAUGUGUUAUCGUAUAAAUAUAUCAUAACAAUAACCGAAAUCUCAAGGUAAAAUCACUAUUGGUGCCUUAAUAGAUAGCAACAUAAUCACAAGAAAAAAUAUUUCAUCUCAUCGGACAAGUAGUUUGUAACUAAAGAAUAAAAGUUAUAGGUUUUUUUUUAUAUUAUGUUACUGCUCUCUAGUUUAAGUUUCAAAAAUAGAAUUCUCUUACUAGUUUAGUUUCUUCUUACUUAUUUAUUGUUAACUUUAGGUAUAUAUACGUACAAUAAAUUAAGAUACCAGCUUUUUUAUUAUAGUUUUGCCCGAGCGAAGCCGGGACAGACCUCUAGUUUUACAUAUAAUUCUUGUCAUUUGGAUUUCUGUAAAGCCCUAGUUAUCAAUAGAAAAAUUUGUCUACUAUAUUUUUAUACUUGGAAUCAUCUAUUUGUAUUAUAAUUGUAGAUGAUUUUUUUGUCCAUUACUUUACUUAGUUAAAAUAAUAUACCAUUAUGAGUAUUAUCUCCUUUUUACAGUUUUUAUAAGGUCAUUAAUUAUGUAAAUAAUUCAGUUGUAAACAUACGUCUACCGCGCCGCUCCCACCCGGCAAAAGUGAUGCUUAUCGAAAAUUAGCUUUAAAGCGACCUCUUUGGAUAUACUUUACAUUGACAAGACGAGACCUGACAGCGAGCAGUCCGCUAAUUUGUUUUCAAUGUCAAUUAUGCUCUAUCCAUGACAAAUGACCUCAUUCCAUGGAAUUAGUAUACCUACUAACUGGUUCAUUCUUAAUGAACAUUGAAAAUUCUUUAUCAUUCUUGCCGGGUAUAAAUGUGUUAUGAAAUUUACACAAACAUACCACAUAUUUACUUGAGCUUGAGGCUGUGUCACGAGAAGUCAAUCGCUCACCAAGACAACAACGUGGCCGAUCUGUUUUUAAUGGUUUCUCAUAUUGCCACGUGACUAUUCUUUCGUAGUGCGGUCAGUACCGAGGUUCUAGCAAACAAUUAUACAGACAAUAAAAAUAUUAACAUACUAAAGUAAGAUUUCAAUGAACUUAUAUAUAUCUAUAUGUAAUUAAUUAUGUAAUCACUAAAGAGGCCCAUUUACAGCUGUCGUCUGCCGAUUUAUUCUAGUAAUUUUUGUCGUAGUAUUGGCGAGCUAGCACAAGUUUUUGUAAUAUUAUCAACAUCGAAAGGUUUAUAUUGAAAAUGAAAUGCAGUACUAUUAAUUUUCUGAAUAAAUUUUGACUUUCUCAACAGGUAAUGAUGUUCUCGCAAGUUGCUAGCCCCACUGUAUAUAACCCUGCAGGAUGCAAUAUAUUACUUGCAUAUUGCGACUAAGCAAGACUGUCAUGUAUGUUGGACCUUUUAAAACCAUUUGUAUCAGUACUAUAUUUGUAAAUAACAUAAGCUUUAUAUGUAGUGUUUAUAUAUGGUUGUACCAAUGUGGUUUAUAUAUAAAACUGCGGAAGGCUGACUACUUUUUUUAUAAUGUAAAAGGCGGUUUAGCCUGCUUCACAGAGUCGUAAUAGUCAAUGCUGAGUAUUUGUCAAUAAUUAAUUAACGUAAUUUUAUAUAAUCCUGCAAGUUACAGGCUAAGUCUUUAGGUGGAUUUUUAAGAUGUUUUAGGCAAAGUUAUUAAAAAAAUUGUUUCAUUUCAUACCGAAAUUUUAAGUGUAUUUAUAUUAAGUCUCAAUUGGAGUGAAUUGUAGAUCACCUUUACCACUUUUUUUUAGUUUGAAUUGUAGAUUAAUUAGUUAGCAACGAAUAUACCUCUUUCAUUUGUUUUUGAUUAUCUUUUUCGUAUUAAUUUUAUCAUCACAUCAGUUUCUUAUAGUGCGGCUAUUUCGUGCGCGACCUUCCUGCGGAGUGACAGACGUGGCGGCAGAUUAACCUAACUCACCUUACUAACUUGCUACCACAGGGAGGUUAGAUUUAUCUGUCUCCGACUGUACAUUGCUUAACUUUCCCUUGCGUCGAUUCAAAUCAUUCAUGCUAAGCAAUGUACGUCGAAAUACCGCGAUCAUCGCUGCUAUUUAUACCCUUUAAGUUUGCGUUUUCAUUUCAACCAAUCAAUACCAACAUCGUUUGGGGACUGAGGGAAAAUAUGAGAAUUACUUUACUCGAACUUUACAAUAGUUCCUGCAAAUUGUUAUAUUAUUUAAUUUAGUGGCUGUGAUACUUUCCUUUUUUGGUUGGUCUCAUUGGUUGUUUGUUAAUUGUAACAUUAUCUUCCUUCUAAGUCACAAAAUAUGGACGAAAGAAACUGAAUAACAAAGGAAUAUUUUUAACAGAAACACAUUAAAAUUGUGAGCAAUAUAGUCCCUAGGAAUUACACGAUAACAGCACUUUAUUUUGGUAAUAUAUCAUUGUUGAUACAAAAAGCAUGUUAAAGAAAGUUUUUCUAACGUUUGAGUGUAAACAGUUUGGUAUUAAUUUAUUUUGUGAUGUCGGUUUUAAUUUAAUUUGUUAGUAAUUAAAUUAUCCAGUGGUGAGGCAAAA